AUGAUCAUCCCCAUCCGCUGUUUCUCCUGUGGCAAGGUUGUCGCCGACCUCUGGGAGCGCUACAUGGCUCUGCUGGACGAGGGCAUGCCCGACGGGUGA
Messenger RNA from Aureobasidium uvarum, 99 nucleotides. The record is from the annotation of a GenBank genome assembly. Lineage: Eukaryota; Fungi; Ascomycota; Dothideomycetes; Dothideales; Saccotheciaceae.